Messenger RNA from Drosophila bipectinata, 2945 nucleotides. RefSeq names its product zinc finger protein 11. Lineage: Eukaryota; Metazoa; Arthropoda; Insecta; Diptera; Drosophilidae. The record is from RefSeq and is a predicted model, not a curated record. Gene Ontology annotation, molecular function: RNA polymerase II transcription regulatory region sequence-specific DNA binding; DNA-binding transcription factor activity, RNA polymerase II-specific. Gene Ontology annotation, cellular component: nucleus. Gene Ontology annotation, biological process: regulation of transcription by RNA polymerase II.
UCUGCUAGCGGACAAAGAUUAAGAUGUCGGAAAACCAAAAUAAACAAAGCUGCCUGCAUUGUAGAGUAUUCAAUCCGAAAUUCCGCUACCAGGAGAUAUUUGAUGAGUUUGGUACCGAACUGGGCCUGCAAUCCUUGCUGGCCAAGCACUUUGACUUGAAUGUGACGCAGGACUGUAAUAAGCAGCAGUUGCUGUGUGAGGUUUGCGUCAACAGUCUAAUCCGUCUCUUUGACAUCGAUGAACUGCAGCGGGAACAGGAUGCCUUGAAGAAUAAGACCAAGACCAAGGAGUCUGCUCCUGAGCAGCAAGUAUCUGUGGCCAUCCAAGAAUCCAGUGCUCCGCCAUCCCCAACGGUGGAUCCUGCUAAAAAAGAGGUGGCGCCUCCAAAGACUAAGACCGUAAAAACUGUACUUGUUGCUCCUAAAAGAGAACUCAUUGUUCGCAUCGACAAGGAACCAUCAACUCCACCUCAGAUUCCUCCGGCUUCUUCGCAGGAUUUUGAUAAAGUUAAGGAGCAGGAAAGAUGCCCUCUCCCCGUCAAAGUAGAAUCCAAAAGAGUUCCAAAGGAAUCGGAUCAGGAGCAGAUCAGCCGCCUUAUUCGGAACAUCCUCAACGACGACGAGGUGAUCGUUGAAGAGGUUUCACAUUCGAUUCCAGUGGAAGUUGAAAAAAAUGAGGGAAUAGUUCUGCUGGACAGCGAGUCUAUCCCCGACACGGAUCUAGACCAGGAAGAAUUCAUUUACGACCAUGAAGAUAUUCUAGACCCGGUGCUGCCAGACUUAAAGUUGAAGACUGAGACUCAACCGAAGGGUCAGGAGGAGGAUAGUCAGAGUGAAGGAGACGAUGGUAGUGAAUCCAGCAACGUCAUACUCUUCAACUUUGUUGAGAUCAAAGAUCAUGACGACGUUGGGAACAUUUUCGAAUACCUGUCCACGGUGGUGAAGACCAGCUUUGAAAAACUCUCUUUCGAGUGGUGCACAGAUUGCAAACACUGCUCCCAAAAGUUCCAAAAUUUCGAGUCUCUCUUUAGUCACAUGUUGAAAGCGCACAAAUCUCGAGGUAAUGCCUUCAGGUGUCCUUUAAAGGACUGCAGCAAGGAGCUAAAAGGAAGCCAGUUUCUGGCCAUGCACUUGGUGCUCAUGCAUGCCCAAGUGGCAGAAAUUCCAAUCUAUGGCAGCUGUCCGGAGUGCAGAAUGACGUUUUCAAACAUUCUGCAGUACAACAAACACUCUUGUGCCCAUGUUAUCAAAAAGAAGCGAGGAGUGCGGCUUUACUGCGAAAUGUGUGCUCAGGAAUUUCCAUCCUGGAAGCGUUUCAACUUUCACAACCAAUUUCAUUUGGAGAAACACAGGCCGCGCAAUUGUUUCAUCUGCGAUUAUGCCAGCAAGAAUAUUGACGAACUUUUCCAGCACUUGAACUACUUCCAUGAGCCAGAGGGAACACUAUUCUGUGAUAUCUGUGAUCGCACCUUCCGAGAUCCUGAGGUUUUUACGGAGCACAACAAAUCCCAUGCCAAUAUUGGUGGCAGCAGCUUUACCUGCAGUGAGUGCAUGGCCUCGUUCGAGUCGCGUGGUCGAUUGUAUGGGCACAUGAGAGCCAUGCAUGGCAGCGCUAUAAGCUGCGAACUGUGCUCCCGCGAGUUCGCCACCGAGGCUACCUACAACAUUCACAUGAAGAAGCACUUGAUCAUCGAGAGGGACGUCAAUGUGUGCACCAAAUGUGGCCAGCUGAGCGACAACCUGGAGAACAUGCAGGCCCAUGUACACAAUAAGGAGUCCCCCUGUUUUCAAGCAAAGGUUUCCACAGAACUCCUUCGCGAUGCCUAUACCUGCGAACAUUGCUCGCUGUACUUUAAAGAAAAAGAUGACCUGCAACGCCAUCGGAAAACGGGCGUCCACAAGAACGGAUUGUAUUGGUGCCAACCGUGUGGCAAGGAGUUUUCACAUAUGAAGCUAUACCGCCACCACAUUCGAAACUUUCAGCAGAUAAGAGGAGAUGCCACACACCGCAAACUGGAGAUUUGUGUUUUAUACAUGUGUGACCAGGAGGACUGUUCUGAGGCUUAUGCGAAUUGGAACUCCUUGUAUACGCACAAGCGACGAACCCACGAGUCCUCCAGCAAGCAAGCUAAGAAUACUUCAAAACCUGAACAAGAAUGGGUAUGCCAGUUCUGUUUGAAGCAGUGCCGCUCUAAGAUGUCGUUGUCAGUUCAUGUAGCAAGGAGCCACAAUAAUGACAAUGUUGUCUGUGCUUUGUGUAAUGCUUCUUAUAAGAACCAGGAAGCUUUGGACAAGCACCAUGCCUACUGGCACGAGCCCAUUGAAUGCCCCCAGUGCUUCAAAAUCGUCAAAAACCGUCGAAACUAUGAUACCCAUGUAAACGUGGUCCAUUCCAAUACGAAGCGCUAUGCCUGCAGUGUUUGUCAGAAGGGUUUCUACCACAAAAGCGAAAUGGAGUCGCAUCAGAGACUCCAUGGGCAGUCCUACAAUUGUGACCAGUGCAGCUUUACCACCAGGAACAAGAAGUCCCUGUCCGUUCACGUUCUCGGUCAGCACUACAAGCGAUUUGCUUUCGAAUGCAUGAUGUGCCACAAGCGAUUUGGAAGGCAACAGGGUCUGAACACCCACAUGCAGCGAGCUCACGGAUCGACGUUCACGUGCCGGGAGUACUUUGAAGGCGGCUGCGGGCGCAGCUUUCUCAACAGUUCCCAGUUGAAUGUACAUGUGCGAAAGGUUCACAACGGCACUAUAUUCCUGACCGAGGAAGAGGAGGAGGAAUUCAUCAACGACGGGCCAUCGACGUCUAAGAAACGAUGCUUUCGGAUCGACGAUGAUACCCAUAUCGAGUUUGUAGAGGAUGCCGACACCACCCAAGAUGGAAUGGAAGUUGUGGAUGAAAUAGAAGAGGAUGAGUUCGAAGACGAAGGCUUAGAUGCCAAGAAUUAA